Thunnus maccoyii (southern bluefin tuna) is the source of this 632-nucleotide messenger RNA. It is a transcript of the gene cby1, whose product is annotated as chibby homolog 1 (Drosophila). The transcript is spliced from 5 exons. The record is from RefSeq and is a predicted model, not a curated record. The coding region runs from base 103 to 507 and encodes 134 amino acids. NCBI's taxonomy places the organism in Eukaryota, Metazoa, Chordata, Actinopteri, Scombriformes, Scombridae.
UAGACAAAUGGAACUUUCACACUUGCGCAGUAGCAAGCAUGGUUUUGUUUGGAGAGAAAAGAAAUUCAACCACCACGUUAAGACGUUUAAUAAAUAGUCUGUAUGGAGGAUCUUAAAAAAUCACUGAAGAUGCCUCUUUUUGGAAACACAUUCAGCCCGAAGAAGAUUCCUCCUCGUAAAUGUGCAUCUUUGUCCAGCCUUCACGCGUUGGAUCGCUCAACAAGGGAAGUAGAGCUGGGCCUCGAGUAUGGACCUCCUGUAAUGAACAUUGGAGGCCAGAGUUGGAAAUUUGAAGAAGGACAGUGGAUAACAGAAUCUGGUGGGAAUGGGUCCAGUAGAGAAUUGCAGCGGCUCAAGAAAAGAAAUGUACAGCUGGAGGAGGAGAACAACCUCCUGAAACUAAAGAUUGAAAUUCUCCUGGACAUGCUGACAGAGACUACAGUAGAUAACCACAUGAUGGGGAAAGAAGUGGAGGAGAUAAAGACUCAACAUCGAAGGAAAAAAUGACAAAUCUGAUUUGAUGCCUUCAUCAUAGGAAAUGUUCUUAAAGGGAGUUUGUUGUUGUAAAAAAGGUCUUACUUUGUUUUCUUUUCAGCACAGAGAUAAAAUAAAGGUCUCUUAAUUUUCUCAAA